This is a messenger RNA of Ictidomys tridecemlineatus (thirteen-lined ground squirrel), 2618 nucleotides long. RefSeq names its product glutathione peroxidase 4 (gene Gpx4). The record is from RefSeq and is a predicted model, not a curated record. Gene Ontology annotation, biological process: response to oxidative stress. Gene Ontology annotation, molecular function: glutathione peroxidase activity; phospholipid-hydroperoxide glutathione peroxidase activity. Gene Ontology annotation, cellular component: nucleus; mitochondrion. Lineage: Eukaryota; Metazoa; Chordata; Mammalia; Rodentia; Sciuridae.
GCGCACGUCCAUUGGCCGGCUGAGCGAGGGGAGGAGCCGCUGGCUCUGGCCGCCGCCGCGAUGAUCCUGGGCCGCCUGAGCCGCUUUAGCCGCCUGCUGAAGCCAGCGCUGCUGUGCGGUGCCCUGGCUGCUCCCGGCUUGGCCGGUACCAUGUGUGCGUCCCACGAUGACUGGCGCUGCUGUCGCUCCAUGCAUGACUUCUCAGCCAAGGAUAUCGACGGGCAUAUGGUUUGCCUGGACAAGUACAAGGGCUUUGUGUGCAUCGUCACCAAUGUGGCCACCCAGUGAGGCAAAACCGACGUAAACUAUACUCAGCUAGUCGACCUGCACGCCCGAUAUGCUGAGUGCGGUUUACGGAUCCUGGCUUUUCCCUGCAACCAGUUUGGGAGGCAGGAGCCAGGGACCAACGAGGAGAUCAAGGAGUUUGCCGCUAGCUAUAAUGUCAAAUUCGACAUGUACAGCAAGAUCUGCGUGAACGGGGAGGAUGCCCACCCGCUGUGGAAGUGGAUGAAAGUCCAGCCCAAGGGGAGGGGCAUGCUGGGAAACGCCAUCAAGUGGAACUUCACCAAGCUUGCCAGGCCCUGCCCCUACCGACACAGGCCUCUUCUCUCAGUUCCUCAUAGACAAGAACGGCUGUGUGGUGAAGCGGUAUGGUCCCAUGGAGGAGCCCCUGGUGAUCGAGAAGGACCUGCCCUGCUAUCUCUAGCCCCACAAGCUGUGCCCCUGCCGAGCCUCUGCCCACGCCCCCAGAGCCUUCUACCUGGCAACUAUGACGGCCCGCCUGCAAACCAGCCUUGCUGGUGGGGCGGGCCUGAGAACCUGGCGUGCACCUGCCAGAGGAAGGUCCUGUGGCUCCGUGGGCUUAGCUCCGUGCCCCACCUUGGCUACCUUGUGGGAAUAAAAUGUAGAAAUCCAUCUCUGUUGUACUGCCUGGGGGUGGGGCUCCCGCAGGGUUCAGAGAGCUGCUGUGGGAUCUGGGUUAGCUGCUCGGACUGUGCUGAUCCCCAAAGCUGGGCCCCAGGGCACAGGCAGGAACUGGUCUUGGGAGAGGAUUCCUAGAGGAGUUAAUUCUCCUAAGCUGCAGUUCUUCUUGGCAAAGGUGUUAACCCAUCAGGAGGCAGUCAUUUGAGAUCUGCAAGAACCCCUGUCCUCCCUAAUUCUUGGAGGCUGCAUGCAGCCAAAGAUGGGAGGGUCAGGGCCCAGGGACACUAGUCAGGGUGACCAUGCCUGCCCUCUGGGCUGCAUCUUUCCUGGGGUUCCUAGGGGUGUCACUAAAUGGUCUUCUCUGAGGUCUGGGCAUGGACUGUGGCCAGGAAGGAACUGUGGACCAACAUAAGCUGCUGUGUGGAGAGGUCCAGGCUGGCUGGCUGCCUGCAGUUUGAGGAAAGUGGGCCUGACCAGGGGCUGGCAGGGUGGCUGAGCCCAGCUGUCCCCUGGUCUCUCCUGCCUUCUAGGAAUACUUCAGGAAAGGCCAGCAGCAGGGGAUGAGUCCACUGGGGUCAGGGAGGGGCUGGAGGGAUGAGGGCCCCCAAGCCCACUCCUGGCUCCUGCUGUUUGUCCUCCCCUCUCCUGAGCCCCUGGGCCAGAGACCAGGCGUUGCUGAGGGAAAGCAUGUGUGCUCCUUCAGAAGCCAGAGAGGCCUGUCCUGAGCCCUGAGAGCGCAGGGUGGGUCCCCAGGGACAUCCAGAUGGCUUCCCUGAGGCCUCCCCAGCACUGGCGCAGGAGCUGGUAGGUUUCCCUUCAUGGCCUGCAGUGGCCUGUGUCCACCCCAGCAGGUGUCAGUGCCCUCAGCUGUGGUUUGGCCUGGGGUACCCUCCCACUCCCAGCCAUAGGAGCAGCAGACUGCGGGAAGUAGGCAAAAGGCACAUGUAUUUAGAAAAGAUCUCUUUACAUAUAUACACUAGAAUUAAUUAUAAAUACUUAGAAACUAGAGGCCACCUGCCCGCAGAUCUGGGGCCAGGGAGAGGUGGCCAGGCAAUAAUUUAGGGAGCGAGGGGAAAGGAUUGCAUAUAUAUUAAUGGGGAUCUGCCCCACGGAGCCCCCCAGUGGCGGGGCCUGAGCACCGGGGUUUCCUGAGUUGGGACCACCAGCUUUGCAGCUUUAGGGCCUGGGCUGGGUGGUCCUGUGGGGCCUGGCUGAGGGCCCUGCACCCGGGUAGUCCUGAGUGGGCCUGUGCUGGCGCUACGGGGGUGCCAGUCGGUGGGGAAGGCACUGCAGGGUGCUGGUGGGCCCCCAGUGGUCGCAGGGUCCGCCGGGGCUCCUGCCGGCUCCCAGGGAAGCUGCUGUAGUGCAGCAGCUGGACAGCCAUGGUUCAGGAGCAGUCUAGGAGUUGGGAAAAGGCGGGCUGAAUUGGAUCACACUCUGCCGCUCUGGGCCUGCAGCACCUGCACCCAGCGGGCCCGAGGGCUCUGCAGGCCCAGCGUUCAGGGAGCGCAGCAUGUCCUCCAGCACCUCCUUGAAGUUGAUAUCGCAGCCCUGGUGUGCCAGUGUGGCGGGGUCGGUCACAGAGUCCCGGGUGCCCAGCAGCAGCGCACCAGGGUCUGGGGGUGGCGCAGGGAAGGCGAAAUGCAGAGGUGGUGGGAAGGUUUCUGCUGGUGGGCUGUAGGUGAGGUCCAGCA